GGAAGGUCUUCUCUUCACUCUCUCGGCCUCCGUCAGUCAGCGGAACGAGGAGAGACACGAGGAAAACACGUCCGUACUGAGUAGGUGCAGGUUAUGGUCCAUGGGUGUGAGUCGACUGGAUGUAUUCUACAGAAGGCUGCUCCUCUCCAAACUCUUCAUUGGGGGAUGGGGGAAGCCUGAAGACCUCAAGAGAAUCUUUGAGUUCCGUAAGAUCAUUGGAGACAGAGAGAGGUGCAGGUCCCUGGUUCCUAAAGACUAUCCAGUGCACAUAAACAAGACAGAGGAGCACAUUGACUGUCACAUCCACAAUGGGUUCUUCAUCUCUCCUCUGGAACACUUUGUUCCUGGAAUCCUGCCACCAGAGGCUGUCAAAGCCAGGUUCCAGUUCAUAGUCCCUAAGCGGUGGCAGAAGAACAGGCCGGUAUGCAUCCACCUGGCAGGGACAGGAGACCAUUUUUUCUGGCGGCGGAGGACCCUGAUGGCCAGGCCCAUGAUCAAAGAGGCCGGAAUGGCUUCACUGCUUCUGGAGAACCCUUAUUAUGGCUAUCGUAAACCCAAAGACCAACUGCGCUCCUGUCUGAAGAAUGUGUCCGACCUGCUUGUGAUGGGAGGGGCUUUGAUCCUGGAGUCAACGGUGCUUCUCCGGUGGCUGGAGAGAGAGGGUUACUGGCCACUAGGAAUGACUGGUAUCUCCAUGGGAGGAUAUAUGGCGUCCCUGGCAGUGACCAACUGGCCCAAGCCCAUCCCUCUGAUUCCCUGUUUGUCCUGGUCCACUGCCUCCAGUGUCUUCACCACGGGAGUGCUGAGCAAAGCAGUGAACUGGAAAGAGCUGGAGAAGCAGUAUGCCAUUAACUCAGUGUACGAAGAAGAGAUCAUCAAGCUGUUGGACUACUGUGGUGCUGAUUCCUUUAAGAUGGGUCCAGACUUUUCCAAGAACGUGGACUCUUUGGAGCAUCUGUUGGGCCUGUCCGGAGAUUACAGAGGAAGCCUUCAUGAUAACAACACACUGCAAGGGAAGAAAACGGAUUUAGCCAAAUGUUGUCGGCCAUCGCUGCAUAGAGAGUCCAUAAGCUUCAUGAAGGCAGUGAUGGACGAAUGCACACACAUGGCCAACUUCUCUGUCCCUGUAGACACCAGUCUCAUUGUCGUGGUCCAGGCCAAAGAGGACGCCUACAUCCCCCGUACAGGGGUCCUCAGUCUGCAGGAGAUCUGGCCCGGAUGUGAAGUCAGAUAUCUGAAUGGAGGACACAUCAGUGCAUACCUGUUCAAACAGAACGUCUUCAGGCGGGCCAUAUACGAUACAUUCGACAGAUUCUGCCUCAAGUAUCCCAACCUGCACUAGCCGUGUCGGGCUGAAGCCAUGUCCUCCCUGGAACAGCACUAGGAUCAGUGACUGGACAUUCCUGUCUGGAAAACCUGAAGCUUCACUUUCUAAUUCUUUGUAUCAGAUGAUUCUAGAAAGUGACUUAAACUGGAAAAAAUCAUUUCCACCAGUAUGUGGUUGUUAAACUAACACUCAGGCCUAUGGUCUCACUUUAGGAAGUGGACUUUAACCCUGUAGCAGUGCACAUUCUCCUAUUUUCACUGGUCCGCUGUAUUAAUAAUAUUUUAUGGACACACAGACACACCCUGUAAUAUUAUAUAUGGCCUACCUACGACGUCACUGAAGGGAAUCACAGGAAACAAAGCAGCUUGUCAUCUGAUCUGAUUAUCAGCCUCAGUGUUUACGGUUCACCCUCCUACAAUGGUGAGCUACUGCUACUUGGUACCCAACAUUUCUACUGCCUCUACUUCACACUAAAGGUGUGACAGGCUUUACUUAUUUCUAAAGCAGUAUUAAUGGAUGUUUACUGCACUUGGGAGCAGCAAGAUUUUGUAAACUUUAAGCUCUCUUUUCCCCAACUCUUUAGAAAAAUGUUUGCCUCUAACUGCUGGGUGCUCUUCUCUCUGUGUCUCUCUGCUGAUCUCUGCUAAAUUGGUUUAUCAGAGUUUUUUCACUGAGUUGGUGAUAAUUAUCUGUGGGUUUGUCACUAACAGCAACGCCUUUCAAAUUAGACAUAGUCCUUUUUAUUCCCUUUUAGAUACAAAAUAUAGCUUCAUUUUUUCACAGUUUUUAGUUAUUGGAUUUUUACGAAGAGGUCACACAGAGACCAGUAAUUGUGCGAUGAAGGGCACGACUGAAACAUAUGGGCAUGGGUAGCAGCAUCUUGAAUGGGAAAUUAUUUUAGGGCAAUUACAGCCGGCUCCAGUUAAAGGAAAUAAUAUCAAAUAAAGUCUAAAACCUGACAUAAGGCCAAAGAAAGGGAAUGUUCUAAGAGCAGCUGGUAGACACUGAGAGGUUAAAAACAUACAGAAGCUGCUCGUUUGCAUGGGGGAAACUUUCCGUUCAACACCAUUUCUGGUUACACUGGUUAUGUUAGGAUCAAAGCGGAGUGUACACUAAGAGAAAGAAAGAAGAAAAAAAAACAGUAAAAUUCCUUGUUUGUGCACACACACUUGGCCAACAAAGCAGAUUCUGAGUGCAAUAGCUAGCGACUCAAGGGCCGUAGCAAACAAGAGUGUUGGUUCUGACUGAAGCUAUGGGACAAAUUUCUUACCCAAGCCAAAUUUGUGCUGUAUUUUAAAAGAAAAAGACCAAUAAGACCAGGACAACAACAAACUAGUAGUUUUUUCUAACGUAUUUUAAAGAAAAGUCACUAGAGACCUGAGAUAUGUAAGAGUUAUUUUGAUUUGCUGAAUGCUAGACAGAAGUGAUGACGAAUAAUGUUGUAUUUUCCUGUGUGGCCUCAUGGUGGUGCUGUUGUCUCACCGUUACUCUGAAUAAAUACAGUGAUAAAAAAAAACUUUGUUUAAAUUGGCUUGAUGUCUGUAACGUUGGAGGACGAAAAAUGACAUAAGUAUAAAUAAAUAUAUAAAUGCAUAAAUGCUUAAAUAAAUGUUUGAGUACAGACGUUAAUAAAUAAAAUAAUAAUUAAAUGCUGAAAUAAAAUGAAAUUGCAUGUUCUCCCCGUGUCAGCGUGGGUUCUCUCCGGGUUCUCCGGCUUCCUCCCACGGUCCAAAGACAUGUGCCUUAGGUUAUUCGAUGACUCUAAAUUGCCCGUAGGUGUGGAUGUGAGCCUGAGUGGUUGUCUGUCUAUAUAUGUCAGCCCUGUGAUAGGCUGGUUACCUGUCCAGGUGAACCCGGCCUUCACCCAAU
Messenger RNA from Anoplopoma fimbria (sablefish), 3196 nucleotides. RefSeq names its product abhydrolase domain containing 18 (gene abhd18). The coding region runs from base 101 to 1342 and encodes 413 amino acids. The record is from RefSeq and is a predicted model, not a curated record. NCBI's taxonomy places the organism in Eukaryota, Metazoa, Chordata, Actinopteri, Perciformes, Anoplopomatidae. The transcript is spliced from 14 exons.